CCUCCGGCUGCCACAUGACACAGUGUGGGUCGGUGGACGUCAGCAAAACUUAUUGAAAAGCCCAGCUCAGACUGGCUUGAGUUUGCUCUUCAUUACCACAUCUUUUGACAGUCUAGCAUGAGCAACGAUCGGCUCGAAAAACUCAUAAAUCAAUGCAAAAAUAACGAUGUCGAUAGCAAGGUCGGUGCAGUUACAAAACUACAGGCCGAGUUCGAGGCAGAGGUUGAGAUCCCAGACCCGGAACCACUCAUCACCACCCUCAAGUUGUGUCUUCGGCACGCAAACCAGCAUCUGUCUACUGCAACGCUUUCCGCGUUGCCACCGUUCUUGAAUCUUGUAGUGGCAAACAGUACUCGUGCUCGGCCGUUUUCUCCCUCUUUGUCCACGUCGUCUGCCUCGGGUUCGGCCAUUGACGUGGUUACCCUGCGGCAUGUCAUGAGUGCAUUCCUUCCAUCCCCUGGUGUCAUUGAGCGACUGGGGGAUAGCCGCGAAAAGGCUCGAGACAAGGCGCGCGAAACGCUCGUCAUGAUCGGCGGAUUCGCAUUCCGCUGCUCACCGUCAGGAUCGAGACUUGUCACCUUAAAGACAGCUGAAACACCCAUUGCAAUGUUUGAAAGGCUUUUGAAGGAGAACGGAUUGAGCAGCAAGGUCUGGAGAGUUCGGGAGCAGGCAAUCCUCGUCCUCGCCCACAUUCGUCGCAGUCACCCAAACUUUCCUAUACGGCCAUAUCUGUCGCUGCUUGUGGACUCUCUGGAGGAUACCGACAGCAAUGUUCGUGCCUGUGCAAUUCCGGCCGUCACCGAGCUCUUCACUGGCCCAGGUGUGACAGACGCUGCACGAGCAGACCUCAAAAAAGAGAUGGCAAAGAAAAACGUCCGCAAAACGAUCGUGGAUAGUGUUCUUUCGAAGCUGAUGAACAGUACGCGGAACACAGGCGCGAGUACACCGCAAAGCGAAUAUUCCGAUUACAUGGAACCUCUUCGGAAAGAGCCUGCUCCAUCCAAUCUAACGUUGCAAAACAGGCGUCCCACAGUUACAGUUUCGUCGGGCGAUCCUAGUGUCGCUGCACCCAUGGCCCGUUCGGUGAGUCACGGGAGCGCAAGGGAGGCUUCACGGCCUGCAAGUCGAGCAGCAAUGGUAGUUUCACCAACUCUCUCUCAACCUUCGAAUGAAUCGAUGAGCCCUAAUGCAGCAGCGGUAGAACCUGCCUUCAUAGCAUCGAGUAGGGAUUUAGAGAAUGAAUUUUCCGCUAUGACCAAGCCUUUCGAGGGUAGAGAAACUGAACACAACUGGGCCGCACGUGAGCGUGCAAUACAGCGAGUGCGGGGGAUGCUCAAGGGAGAUGUCCACACAAGAUACCCAGAGGUCUUCUUGCAGUGCCUCAAGGACGGAUUCAUACAGAACUCUAUGAAAACUCUUGCGAGUUUGAGGACAACUGUAGCUGCCAACACAUGUUCACUUUACGCAGAGCUUGCUCUCUCCCUUAAAACGGGAAUCGAUCCGUUCUAUGAAACUAUCGUCGUCAACCUUGUCCGAAUGGCAGGUUUUACGAAGAAGAUCAUCGCUCAACAAUCACAGCAAACCCUCGCGGCGGUCGUCCAAUAUGCUUCGCCACACCCUCGCACUCUUCUUCCUCUACUUUCCAGUACGCUACAAGACAAGAACGUACAGACACGAGUUUAUGCGGUAGGUCACAUCAAGGACUACAUCCAGGUUCAUGGUCUCCGUUCAAAGUCGUACAUUGAAUCUGCGGGCGGACUAGAUAUUAUAGAAAAGUCUCUUAGGAAAGCACUUGCGGAUCCUAACCCCGGCGUUCGAGAGAGUGCUCGUGGACUUUUUUGGGCCUUCAACGGGGUUUGGCAUGAGAAGGCCUUGAUAAUUCUAGAGUCACUGGACGCUACAGCCCGCAAGCAGCUCGAGAAGGCCUGUCCAGACCCUGAGACUGUUGCUGUACUUCCGCCGACCACCCCAGCCACAAAGAAGAGCAGUGUAGCGGCGGCUAUUGCUGCCAGUCGUGCAAAAUCGAAGUCGAAAGCGAUACCGACCUCGCCGCCUACUCUCAGACAUCAGGCGACCUCUUCAUCACACUCGACGCAAGCUACUUCGCCACCUGCGAAGAGGAAGGUGGCUUCACCGAGCAGUCCAACCCCUAAAUCUUCUGAUGGAAGGAGCUCGCCUUCACCGGCACCUCGACCAGUCACAUCUCCUCGUUCAUCUCUGUCGCACCCAACACAUCCGAGGUCCCGCGUUUUAUCUCACAACGCGGGCACGCUAAGGUCUGUUAGCGCGUCGGCAUCCACUUUUGUAGUCCAUUCUUAUCCACCUUCGGAUUCCAUGCCAACGAGUCCUACCGACGCAACGCGUCGCCGCACUUCAUCUCCUCUUGUACCUGUGUCGCCUCCAGGCCGCAACUCUGCCGUGCGUCGGGUCACGCAGCCACGCCUACACAGACCUCACGAUUCAAGUGUACCUAGUCAUCCAGUUGCUCGGAUGGGUGUCGUUCCAGUUCCCGUCCAAGAACCACCUGCUGCGCAUAGUAUUGACGACGAAGAGUCUCUCCUCAUGCCCGUUAAUAUACCUAUCCCAGAUGAUAGCGAUUCGGACAUGGGAGAUUCCGACAACUUAAUAUCUUUCUCUACGCCGUAUAAGAUGUUUCCCCCUACACAGCGUGCGGCUUCCCGUGAACCGUCGUUUUCAGGGGUUUCGACGCCGAACACGGUGUCUAACACACUUUCUGAUUCACCCGGGAAGCCGAACGAACAUCCACCUGUGGAAGAUGCUCUCCGGGCUCGCGCGGAACAGGCGCAGAGUGCCGCUGAGCGACUUCUGGAGUUGACUGAUUCUGAGGAAGAGGUUGAUAGGCACCCUGUGAUCCCGGCAUCAUUAUUGCUUGGAAGUGGCACCAUCGCACAGAACCUGGGGAGGCCAGCUGUACCGGCCACGCAGAAGAGCCUUGCGCCUCCAAUGACACCUGAUAGCCACAAUGCCGCCAUCUUCCGUCAGGCAGCUCUGUUUAAAAACAGCCCAAUCAAUGGCAACAAACCAGCUGACCCUCUGAUUAAACCUUUAAAGGAUCAAUCUCAUGAAAGUGGUUGGUGGUUGAAGAGAGCAUCUACGAUUGAUCAUGGCACGCCGUUGAGGGGAGUUGAAAUCGAAGAUAGAUUACAAGAGCUUCACGAAUAUAUUAUUGCGCUCGAGAAAGGCGAUGCUGACAUACGUGUUCUUCAAAAGUUGUCCCUGGUGUGUACGAACAAUCCCAUCCCACCAGAUUCUGCCUCGCCUUUGAGUCCCGGUCUUGGCCUACCUUCAGCCACAUCCCCAUUCCUUGCAGUGACUCGUUCUCUGCCGCCGCUGAUCCCCGAUAUGUGGAAAAAGGACAAGAACUUCGAGCGUCUGUUUGAUAGCCUAAUGAAAUUCUUGCAGCCAUCCAAGGACGGUCAACUCCUUGAAUACGCUUUGGUCGUUGUUUGGGAGUUGAUUGGAAAUCAGGCAGCCCUCUUAGACGGCCGGGAAUCAGAUCUGUUCGCUGCAUUAUUCAGAGUGCGUUACUCUAACACGGCGGAAGUACUCGAAGCCACAAAGACUAUCCGUGAUGCUCUCGCGGCGCGUAUUGAACCUGUCUACGGUCUUACGACAAUGCACAGCAGUCUACGAUCUUUUCUUGCGGAACCGGCGUCAGACCCUUCGGUUAAGGCUGGGUCACAUGCGUUCGGUUUGAUCGCGCUCGGAAAAUUCAUUCUUCGGCUACCUGCGGAGGUCUUGGAGGAAGAACUGCCAAGGCUCAAGCAAACAUUCAUUGCUGCGCUAAAUGAUGUCUCGACGCUCGUCGCACGCGAAGCUGCAUAUGCUGCUAUAAUUGCUGCGCAGUUGGUCUUGCGGGAUGAGGGACAUCUAUUUGCGCUCCUCGACGGGCUCGAUGACAACAAGAAGAACCUCCUGACUUACUACUUUGAGAAGCAUGGUGCUCGGGGGCUCGAUUUCGCUGUGACGUCGGGGGGAGGUGCAGGAAUGACGAAGCUCGAAGGACAAAUGGGAAGGCUUGACAAGUUGAUGAAUACGCCGCGAGGAGGACAGGGCAAGGAAUGACGCGGGCAUGUUUCACUAGCGCUUGCCA
Pisolithus orientalis is the source of this 4114-nucleotide messenger RNA. Its product is annotated as clasp N terminal-domain-containing protein. The record is from RefSeq and is a predicted model, not a curated record. Lineage: Eukaryota; Fungi; Basidiomycota; Agaricomycetes; Boletales; Pisolithaceae. The transcript is spliced from 11 exons. Bases 118 to 4086 code for a protein of 1322 amino acids. Gene Ontology annotation, molecular function: microtubule binding. Gene Ontology annotation, cellular component: mitotic spindle; cytoplasmic microtubule; mitotic spindle midzone. Gene Ontology annotation, biological process: mitotic spindle assembly.